AUGGCCCACGGAGACCUCUCUUUCCCCCAGCCUGAUGGAGCCUUUGGCCCACCACCACAUUCUCCCACUCUCCCGCCAGGGUUCCGUAUCCAAAGCCUCAGUGGUCGUCAUCCAGCCUUGGACACGUUCUCACAUCCGUUCCAAUCGGUGGUGGGCAAAUUGAACAAAGAGUACAGUUUGAAGCCCUCUGCCGCAACUUAUGUCAAGGCCAUACAUGCGCUGCACACGAACGAGAUACGUCUCCUGGCCAAAGGAGCAGCCAAUAUACAGCCACUCAGUUUAGAAGAGCGCCGCAGCUUUGUCAACGGAGUCAAGAAUGGUCUUGCUUCCACCGAGGGCAAAGACUACAUGGAGGAAGCUGCCAUCGCCGCCGCGGACGGUUGUACAGCAAUCAAGAACCUUUUCACCAAACUUGGCAAAGACCUCAAGGACAUCGACGACAAGCUGGAAGCCACUGGGGAGAAUGUGCCUCCGUUUGAACCCCUGAUCAAGCCUCUUCAACGGAAAUAUGACGAAAUCGUCGACGAUUGCAAGAAACUUGCGUCAAAAGUCAGUAUCCAAGGCAAGAAAUUCGACACAUCCAUCAUCGCCUUUGCCGCCGCCGAUGGCUUGGACAACAGCGUCAAACUGGCCAGAAUUGAAAAAUAUAUUGACGAAGCCACCCAACUCAGCUCGGACGCGGACGCCAUCGUCGACGACUUGGACAAAUUGCAAAAGGACUUUUCCAAACUCACAACCCGCUUCCGUGACUUCAGCAAGCAGCGACAACCGGGGUUUCACGCCAAAAUCGAAACCGUGCAACAACAGCUCGACACCCUCGACAAGAAACUCAAGGAUCUCAAGCUCCAAUUGACGGUGGUGACGGCUUCGGCGGGAGUCGUGGGCACGCUUACCACGGGUCUAGCCGCCAUCUUCGCGCCAGCAUCGGCGUUUAUACUGGCCAGCGGAUUACUUGCGACGGCAGGGCUGGGUGUAUAUGCCGCCGUCCUUGCUGCUCAGAUCGAAGAAAUCGAAAGAGACAAAAAGACCGCCCUGACCAAUCUCAACCAACUGACCGCCGCGGAUGCCGCGUACCGAGAGGCCAUGACCGCCUUGGUCCAACUGAGCCGGGACAGCGACGAGACUCUGGCUGCUAGCAUCGAAAUGGUGCCGAAGUUGUUGAAGAACGUCAGUACCGACGCCGAGGCGAUUAAGGAAUGGCUCGUCACAGCGGGAGAUGAUGCGGCAUUGCCGGAAGCCAUGGGAACGGAUCUGAAAGAAGCAGGUCAGAUCUGUGAGUGA
Exophiala dermatitidis NIH/UT8656 is the source of this 1281-nucleotide messenger RNA. RefSeq lists its product as uncharacterized. The transcript has 6 exons. The record is from RefSeq and is a predicted model, not a curated record. Bases 1 to 1281 code for a protein of 426 amino acids. NCBI's taxonomy places the organism in Eukaryota, Fungi, Ascomycota, Eurotiomycetes, Chaetothyriales, Herpotrichiellaceae.